UGUUUCAGUUCACUAUAAAAAAAAACACAAGAGAGAAGACGACGAUGAUGAUUGUCCAGCAAGAAAGAAAAGACUAACUGAAGCAGAUCUCUGUGCUGGCCCUAAUGACUGGAUUCUUUGUGCACACCAGGAUGUAGAAGGUCAUGGAGUAAGUUCAUGCACUGGUGGCCUUUCCAUACCUGGCAUGUUAGAUGUUACAUGUGAAGAAAUGGAUCAGACAACUGGAGAACCACAGUGUGAAGUUGCCCGAAGAAGGCUUCAGGAGAUUGAAGACAGGAUAAUUGAUGAAGAUGAAGAAGUUGAAGCUGACAGACACAUUAACCAUCUCCCCAGUCUUGUCCUUUCUGAUACUAUGAAAACAGGCUUAAAGAGGGAAUUUGAUGAAGUUUUUACAAAGAAAAUGAUUGAGUCCAUGAGCCGUCCUUCCAUGGAGCUCGUGCUCUGGAAACCUCUCCCUGAACUCCUUUCUGAUAAGCCAAAGCCAUCAUCUAAUGCUAAGAACUACACAGGAGAGAGCCAAACCAAGCAUGUAGCUGCUGGCACUGCCUUCCCUCAGAGAACUGAACUAUUCUUGGAACCUCGGCAAACAGGGAUGCCUCUUUAUAAUAAUCUGGAGACAGCUGCUAACACAGAAGAAGAGAUGGAACUCUAGAAACCAGUUUCUUUGCUAAGUUGUCAAAUUUUAGAAGGCUUCUGCAUUCAGUCAUGAGCCUACUGGUACAGGAUAGGGACUUGAAAGUUUGAUGAAACGGGUGUAGUAAUAUCUCCACCUGUGAUUUGGGGUGGGACUCUCAUUUUGGGUAGCCAUUUAUUGAAUUUAGCUUUUUGCCAAGGAAGCCUGUCUCAAGGGAAAAGCAGUUUUCUAGGGGGUUUACUAAAGGAAUGUUAGGUUAAAAAUUUUUCAGAGGCAAGUGUAGAAGCUGUGUGUGUAUGGUUGGCUUAAGUCAUGUCAUAUUGUCUAAACCAGUCAGACAUGUGGAGGAUAUCUCUUGGGCUAAAAAAGAUUAAGAAAGGAUGGUUGUUCUGCAGCUGUACCUUGACAGUUGAGUUACAGUUUCUUAGUCUGCAGAUAUGAGCUAUCGUACACAGUGAUGACUAUGUAUGGUAGGGGAGGAGAGUAGGAAGCUAGCAGAAGCUUAAGCCCAUUGCUAGGAAAUUUAACAGAAACUUUGAAACCGGUAUAUUAGUUGUCAAUUAAAUAUAGCUGUAUCGAUUAAGUAGGCAGUAGCACUGUGCUUCUCCUCUUUGCCUCUGAAAAUGCAGUGAAAAUACAAAGAACAGGUUUUUACUUCAAGGUGUUUUUGCCUUGUGUUACUGUUGAUUCUUGGUUUCCUUUGUAUAAUUGAUAAGCUGAGUUAUUCAGUAAUGUUUACAACCUAAUUAACUUUGAGUGAUAGUUUAAAAGAUUGAGAGGUUAACCUGCAAGUUACCUACGAGAGAAGCAUCCUUUCGAUAAUACUAAGGGAGAGCUGUAUCAGCUAGAUCUGCAUUGAUAACUUCUGUGGUUGAAAAAAAGGUUGUACUUGUUUUAGCAAGUUGAGUUUUUUAAAUGUUCACUAGAAAGCAGUGAGUAAUUAACUGAGAAUAGGUGUGAAAUUGAGAUUUCCUGAAAUAGCUAAUUUGGUGCUUAAACUAUUAUGCAGUAAGCCUAAAACUUAGUAGAGAAUAGCUUCCUGCUACAGGAAGUCUUCAUCUUCUUGAGUACCUAAACCAGGCUCAAGAUGUCCUUUUGGGAUAUCCAGGAUAGAAGUGUUUAUUUCUCAGGAAGUGCUCUUUCUGUAUGGACUCCUAGUACAAAGUAAAAUGACAAUUCCUUUAUUGCUACAGAAUAUCCACUGUAAGUUAUUACACAAGUUGAUGUAAUACUGGCCUUCUCAUCACACAACAGGAGACCAUCCCAAUUCUUUUUUUUUUUCCUGGAUUUCUUCCCCCUUUUUAGGAGUCAGAUAUCUUUUGUAGGAAAAAAAUGCUUUAUUCCAAGUAGAGGUGAAUUUGUAGAAACCAGCUUCCAGGCACUUUGGAGACCCAUCUGAAGUCCCUCCCCUGUUACAGACGGUGUAGAAGUCACAAGUCUGUUCAUUGGACUGUUUCUUCGCUUGCCUGUUGUCCCUGCUUUCUCUAUUUCUGUCUGGAUAGUCAGGAAAAAAUUUAAUGUUUAAUAUUUAAACAACAUAUUUAAUGUCUACACAGUAUAAUUAUUCAAACUUCAAACCAGUAUUGAAACCAGUUGGAAACCAGCUAAUAGUUUCUUAAUCUCAGACUUAGAGAUGAAUGUAAACUGUAUUCUGUUGAAAUGUGCAAGUGUUUGAUUCAUGCCGCUUGAAAAACUGCCUUGAGGUCAUUGUUUAAUGGGACCAACUUGUAAAGUUUGUAGCCUUAAAGAAAUUUCUAUGCCGAAAUAAUUUGUUUUCGUAUAACUGGGAAGCAUGAAGGGACUGCCCAGAGUUUGGAGUUAGUCCCAGUGUUAGGGCGGAAAGGGAGAUGACAGUUUUCCAAAGAAGGACCCAACACACACCAAGAUUAUCUUCUAUGGAUUUCUUGAGAAGGUCUCUCGUCAAAGGUCUAUACGAUGAGGAGGAAGGAAGAGCCCUAAGCAAGGCACCAAUACUGUUGGCAAAUAAAGAAGACUAAGGUUCUGUUCAUUAAAAACUCCAAACAGAACUUGCUUCAGGAGUCAAGUUAUCUAACAUUAUUUCUGCAGGAAAUGGAUAAUAAAUGCUCCUUUUUGGAUUUUUAUCGAAUUGCAUAUGUUAGUACAAAAUUUUGUCUUCUUCCUUAUCCUUGUGGUGCUUAUUCAUCUGAGCCGUCUCCACAGUCCCAAUGCCUCUUUUUGUUUUUCCUUUUGUAGCAUAAGGCUCUUUUCUUUUCUUUUCUUUUUUUUUUUUUUUUUUUUGCUUUUGCCUUAAGGUUUCCAUGGGGGACUAGCAGUUCUUUUCAUUUUGUACAGCUUUUGCAGCAUGGAUCAAACAUUGGCUUACUAUGCUAAUGUGUGAAGAGAAAAGAUUAUCUAAAGCAGGUGAGCUUUAAUGAACAAAUGUAUAUUUUCUCUGAGUUUGACUAAGGGUGUGUGUGGUUUUUGUUUUAAUAUGAAGCAAGUAAGUCCCAGUUCUUACAAAUGUUAAUCAGUUAAGAAGAAACUGUUUUUCAUUCUUAAAAAGGUACAAAUAUUAAA
Messenger RNA from Tupaia belangeri chinensis (Chinese tree shrew), 3172 nucleotides. It is a transcript of the gene CCDC117, whose product is annotated as coiled-coil domain containing 117. Lineage: Eukaryota; Metazoa; Chordata; Mammalia; Scandentia; Tupaiidae. The record is from RefSeq and is a predicted model, not a curated record.